CAGCAACGUCUGAAACCCCACCUCCUCUCUCCCCAUCUGUCUCUCGCUCUCUCCACCCCAUCUGAGGCGGCGUGGAAUCCUGACUGCGUUUAAUUGCAGAGUGGCAACCAGGCGCAAGAUCUGAGGGAAAGAUCGGGAAUCACAUGGAGCCACCACGUCUGUCAACGCUUUACGAGCCCCGACCCUGAGAGAGCGCGAGAGAGAGGUGCAGAGAGGAAGUGUUAGGAGUUUGGGAAAGAGUGAGUUGAGUCAGAAGGAAAUUUCUUUUACGCAGUGGGAAAAACAGAGCUUGGAAGAAGGGUUUUGAGAAAGGUAUAGCGGAGGAGAAAGAGUGAAGUAGGAGAGAGGUAUACAAGAAAGCCUGCAAGUGAGUGCAAGAAUUAUAAGAAUGGUUGGAGAGAAAAGAAAACAGGAGGGAGGGAGAAGUUAAGAGGCCCACCAUUGAAGAAAGGGCAACAGGCUUCGUUCGAGAAGAACAAGAGGGAGAAGUAGGAAAACAAGAGUAAGUUAGAGUAAGAGGAAGGAAGGGGGAGGUGAUUCUGAGGGAGAACAAAAAGUUGGAGAGGGAAAGUGAGACAGUAUGUGUGAGAAAAUCUGAGGAGAAAUGACUAGACUAGAGUUGCGCAGAUGAGAAAAGCAGGCAUUGUGGAUGGCCUGGGUGGAGAGAUGACGAGUAGGAAACCAGUUGUUUUCUAAGUCGUUUGGACCAGUGGCUUUCGGACUGGUAUGCACUCUGAGAGCACGGCAGCGAGACACAUUCCAUUCCAACCAGCUUUCUGUCACCAUUGCUUGCAGCAGGGGCCCCAACAUACACGUGGCCCUGUGGAUGGAUCAUGUCUACGCAUGGAGCCUGGCAUAGCCCAGUGCACAGCCCCGUUCCCGAAGGAGUUUGGGAUUGCUGAUGGCAGAUCGGAAAGGACGGGAACUUGCGGCACGUCUCCGCCACGGCAGGUUUACGUCGAGGAGAUUCAGCAUCCAUGCUAUACCUGGUGGGACAGGCCGUUGAACUCUCCGCAAGCCCCUUGCGCCUGUGUGAGAGAGAUACGGCAAGAAUGCGGGUGCGUCCGGCGGUGGUAUUAUCCGGAGUUGCCGCUGCACAAAUUCAAUGGAAGCCAUGUUCCACCACACCUGAAGGUCAGAGGUCACAACACAAAGGUGUUGUAUGUCUCAGAGCGGCAGCAGCCCCAAUGGGACAAUGUUAAGUUAUCCACAUACAACGGACACUGUCCGAGGAGACGAGUGUCUUUCCAGCAUCCCGAAGAGCGACAUGGCUUCAACUCUACUGAGACUAGUAGACAAUCAAGUCCUAGUAAGGCUCACUAUAAUGGGCCAAACUCUGGACAGGUGGCUUUUUUCCCAACGGAGGUGCCCCCAAGCAAACUAGGGUGCUCCAGGGCCCAUGGGCCCAUGCUGAAGGUAAACGGAGCAGAGCAGGAAACAGGGACAUCUCAGGUGGGCGUAGAUCUGGAGAACCAUAGCAACAAGAGGAAGAGCCAAGGAACAGUACGAGAACAGAUCAAGCAAGUGGUUACAGAGCUCGAAGAAGUGCUGGGUGGUCUCAAACAGGUCCAGUUGGAGAUGAAAGAGGUAGUCCAACAGAUCGAUAUUCUAACAUCAAACAUCGACCUUACCGAAGAAGACCCAAGUCCAUCCAAUGGAAUCGCUCAAGAUGGCAGACACCGAAGCAGUUGGACUAGUGUUGUGGCUUUAAUCCACAACUCAAAUGCUGAACAGGAAGUGUCGCAGAGGAAUGGAGUGCAAAAUGACACUAAAACAAGGACUUCCUGUUCCUCUAUCACACACAGCCCCGUUUCUGUGAAUGCAAUUCACACUGACAGUCCUCCGCCAAUGAGAAACCAGGUGAGUCCAUCCCCUACUCAGCAGCAAUUGGCUACCGUUGAGGAUAAAGACAGCAAAGUUGGGAAACAGAACUCAGAAAUGCAAAGGAUAAAGAACAAGGCCAACGGCACCUGCCUUCCACAUCGAACAUAUAAAGUCAAACCCCAACAUCACAAAGGGCAACUGGAAAACCACAGACCUCCUUCGAAUAAAACCCAAAGACCUCCACCAUACCCCCAGAAUGGACAGGUCAAAAUGAGGACACCCCCCUACCCAGGAAAACACAAGACACUCUCCUCCACCAUAGUUUAAGGAGACAAAACCAAGUUGUCCUAUCAUCAAUAAAGAGGACAACAUACCAACAAAUACACCCUUAGACAAAAACAUAUAGACUUACAUGCACAGUCCAAUAUUGGCACACAUACAUUUUCGUUCACGAGGGACCCGAAUGCCUCUUGGUGACGAAACUCAGGUAAAAGUGAAUGGUGACUGAGGCUGUCAGUCCAUAUCAUUCUGCCUGACAUAACUUUUCAUGUUGGAACAACAUGAGGGGAUUGAUGCCACACAACUCAUCUGACUCACAUUGGAGGAGAGAGAACUCCAGACUGAUGGUCACUGACUGUAUUUCCAAUGGAAAGCUCCAGAAACAUCUCAUCAUGUGUGAACAAAAAAACUGCUUAAACUAGUUUGAGAGGUUUGCCGGUAUGUUUGCCACUAAGCUGGUCAGGCUGAUCUGGUUUGAUGGUUUUAGAGGGGUUUUGGGCACUUGUCGUCUGGGAGACUAGCCAAACCAGCAUAAAUCAGCCAAGAAAACUGAGCUCAUCAAACCACUUCUUGGGGUCUUUAAUUAGUACUAGAUGGGCAGUUUUUCUCUCCAGAUGCACCAUGUAAGCUUUUUAGAACAAGUUACCCUUCCUGACAAAACCUGUGACCUGAUUUCUUCUUUAAAAGUAGCGCAAAAGAGGAAUAAGCUGCUCUUAUGUUGGAAAUUUAUGACUUUAUAACAGAGCUUUGAGCUCUCAGAUAUAUGCAAUAUCAGUUAGAAUGCCUAAAAAGAGGAAGAGUUUUAACAUUUCUUAAUAAUGUCUUUAUUAUUACUUUUAAUCAGACCAAAGAUUGAUUUUUGGUCAUUUUUGUUCAGGGAGGUUGAAGGAUCAAUCAUUCUGCUAAGCUAAAGCUAAUGUACACUAACAUUGCCUUAAAGGCAGCUCAUAAAACCACUUUAGAGAGAAUAUACUUCUGGUUCUGGAUUAUAGUGGAUAAAUACUAACACAGCAUUGCAGCUGUGGACUGGAAUUAUUCAAGCAGUGUUUAAAGCCAGUAUAAGCCAUUUUUAUAAACUGUUGCAAUCAUUUAGUGGCAUUUUCACCCUGCAUGUGGCCAAUAGAGAGCGCUUCAGGCCACAGAAAAACCAAAACGGUAAUGCCAGUGACACAUGAAUGUAUUAUAACUGUGUCCAGCUCACAUGAAAUAAAACAUUGAGUGUUUAAAAUG
This is a messenger RNA of Myxocyprinus asiaticus (Chinese sucker), 3333 nucleotides long. RefSeq lists its product as uncharacterized. The coding region runs from base 727 to 2151 and encodes 474 amino acids. Gene Ontology annotation, biological process: positive regulation of translation; positive regulation of cell size. NCBI's taxonomy places the organism in Eukaryota, Metazoa, Chordata, Actinopteri, Cypriniformes, Catostomidae. The record is from RefSeq and is a predicted model, not a curated record. The transcript has 4 exons.